Leguminivora glycinivorella is the source of this 1341-nucleotide messenger RNA. RefSeq names its product serine protease inhibitor swm-1-like. The record is from RefSeq and is a predicted model, not a curated record. The transcript is spliced from 4 exons. Lineage: Eukaryota; Metazoa; Arthropoda; Insecta; Lepidoptera; Tortricidae. Bases 42 to 740 code for a protein of 232 amino acids.
AUUCUAUCGCUGAACAUCACUGAAAGUGGUCGUUUUGAAAAAUGUCGAAAUUCACGAAUAUUGUUCUUAUUUACUGUUGUGUGGUGACCCUAGUGGUAGGGCUGUUCGUUACAAAAGAAGAAUGUCCCCCAAACGAAGAGUAUCUCCUCUGCGGUACCGCCUGCCCUUUCAACUGCUCCAACCCUGGACCUGUUCCUGUCAAAUGUUCUGAUGACUGCAUCGAGGGUUGCUUUUGCAAGUCGGGCUUCCUGAGGAACGAUACUGGGGACUGUGUCAAUGCCGAUGAGUGUAUUGGAGAAACCAACCCAAUCUGCUCAGCCAACGAAGAGUUCCUCGCUUGCGGCACAGCCUGUGCUCGCACCUGUACUGACCCUGAGCCCUUGAACUGUGGUCUGGCCUGCAGUAUGGGGUGCUUCUGCAAAUCUGGUUACGUCAGGGAUCAGAAGACGAAUAAGUGUGUGACUUUGGAUAAAUGUCCGGUUGCUCCUCUUGUACCCUGUCUAAACCAGAACGAGGUCUACGACCUCUGCCUCGCCUCCUGCGAGCCAUCCUGCGCCGACCCCACCCCCAUCUGCAACAAGAAGUGCACCGGCGGCUGCGUCUGUGCACCCGGUCUUCUCCGUGACGGCUUUGGAGACUGUGUCAGUGUGGACAAGUGUGGGAACGGCACUAGCACUGAUGGGGCGUUGAAGCAAUACAUGGAUAUCAUUAGUAAAAUUAUGACUAUGUCCAAACCUUAGGUUUUUAAGUGUCUCUUUAUAAAAUUAAAUUAGACACACUGCUUACCUACUACGCUACUGCGUGACGAGUGUCCAAACAAUACAUUUUAGGGGUUUUUUCAUCACCUGUUAGAGUAUGUUUUGCUUGAGAACGCCACACGCGUGCGAUCAACCAUACUGUAGUUAAAUCAAAGUAAUAAAUCACUGGUCGUUGCGUCUGCGCACCCUGUCUGCUGCGUGACGGCUUUGGAUAUUGUGUCAGUGUGGAUAAGUAUGGGAACGGUACUUGCACUGAUGGGGCGUUGAAGCAAUGUAUAUCAUUAGUAAAUAAAGUUAUGACUUUGUCCAAACCUUAGGUUUUGAAAUGUCUUUUCUUAACGUUAGGUACUUUUAAAAUAAAAUCAGAUAAUGAUAUAAAUAAUGUGGCGUCUGAAAAACAGGGUAGUAUCAGUCUGACUAAUUAAGUUAAAGUUUAGUUUAGUUUUAGUUGGCUUUAAGUUUAGUUUUAAUAUUUUUAAUGUUUACUGUUACAUCGAUAUUGUUAAUACCGGACUAAUUCUAAUAAGGUCUAGUUUACCCUUCGGGUUGGAAGGUCAGAUGGCAGCCGCUUUCGUAGAAACUA